Messenger RNA from Harpegnathos saltator (Jerdon's jumping ant), 13710 nucleotides. RefSeq names its product Apolipoprotein lipid transfer particle (gene Apoltp). The transcript has 22 exons. The record is from RefSeq and is a predicted model, not a curated record. Gene Ontology annotation, biological process: lipid transport. Lineage: Eukaryota; Metazoa; Arthropoda; Insecta; Hymenoptera; Formicidae. Bases 322 to 13176 code for a protein of 4284 amino acids. Gene Ontology annotation, molecular function: lipid carrier activity.
GACCAUUCGUCGGUUGACCGGCCAAACGGAAGCACUUAUUUAGUUGACGCCACACACACACUCUCUCUCUCUCUUCGCCUCCAAUCAAGCGAGCCGCCGAUCCUCACCCCGGUUUAUCUCCAACGCCCGGGUAGUUAUCACGGAUAUUUUCACCUCGCGAAAGGGUUUCGUAGAUCAGUGAAAGUAGUGAGGCGAGAAUCUCCGACGACUUGAUGGAUCGCGUCGAGGGAUGAGCAGUGCGGUGAUAAAGACGCGUUGAUCUUGAAUUUGCAUGAUCUCAGAAGCGGCAAAAUCCAGGAGAGAUCUUCGAAGGACGAAGAGAUGUGUACGAGGGCGAUAUUAUUUCUUGCACUUGUGUGCACAACGCUCACCGUCGCACAGGGAGAAAUUACCAAGGAUUCCUCGUUGUGUGGUCGAACUAAAUGCAGAGUGCCGUUGGAGCAAAAGUUUAAGUAUCAAGAAGAUGUAAAUUACGUAUACACGUACUCCGUGGACGUGAGCACGAAUCUGGGCUAUCAGCCGCUAUCCCUUAACUCCCAAAGUAAUUCCAGCCUGCACAUCGACGCCACUCUGUCCGUACAGUUUACCAGUCCUUGCGAGGGCAACCUGAGGAUCCUGAACGCCAGCAUCAGCCAUGAUCGCAGCACGUACAGCGCUGAGUUUCCGGAUCGCGCGGGAUCCGAGUUCAAGGCUAGCCUUGAACGUUACGUGCUCAGGUUCAGCUUUGACGAUGGCGUGAUCCAUGAACUGUGCCCGGACCGGCGCGAGCCGGUCUGGGCGUUGAACCUGAAGCGCGGUGUGUUGUCAAUGCUGCAGAACAGCAUGAAGCGCUUCGACGUGGAUCACAAGCUGGAGGAGACGGACGUGUACGGCAUUUGCGACACGAAGUAUCAUUUGUACGAAGCCUUGCGGACCAGCCUGAUCGUGAAGAAGAGCAAGAAUCUGGCGGACUGCCAAUUUGGACCCAGAUACUUCUCCAUCGUGCAGUCGAAUCCUUACAGAAGCCCACGACGGCAACAAGGCCAGAACGGAUUGCUCAAGUCUCACAGCGAGUGCGACAUCACUAUCGAUCAUAAUGUGUACGCGAAGGUGGUCUGCGAAGAGACACGGCAGAUGCAGCCGCUCUCGAAUGGCCAACAAGCCGGUGCCAGGACCGACGCGAGAAUGACGCUGAAGUUGGUCCAAGAGACGACGGAUAUGAGCUCCUUCCAUGAGUUCGACGAGUACGAGAAUAAUCGCGACGAAGACGAUAAGGACGACGAUAAUCUCAUCAGAUAUAUUCCUCAUAUCAAAAGGACCACGUUACUGUAUGACCAUACGAAGACGUUGAAGACCAUGCACGGCGAGCUGCGGACUUCCCGGGAUCUGUUGAAGAUCAUGUGUAGACUGGGGACAAACGCCGCCGAACUGCAGCAGAGAUUCUCCGAGACGUUUACAAAUUUUGUUCAUUCGGCUCGAUCCUUGAAUUAUCCUUCGUUGUCACAGCUCUUUAUGAGAGCCAAUAGCAUUUGCAGGGGUGGAAAGAAUCACAUUCUCGCGGCAUUACCGUACUUGAAUAGCAACGCCGCGGUGAAUGUAAUGAGGGACCUGAUAAUGAAGAAAUACGUCAAUCAGGCGACCAUCGACGAUUGGAUCAUCACGUUUGCUCUACUACCGCAACCGGAUCACGACACGAUUAAGGCCUUAUCGCAGUUGCUAGAUUUCCAGCAUCAGAUCCCGCAUGUGCAGUUCAUCCUCAGCUACUCAACCAUCAUUCAUACGUACUGCAGGAACAACAAUCUCGACUGCAUCGAACUGGAGGAAGUGAACGCGUUCUUGUCGCAUCUUGAGAAGAAAAUUUCACAAGGCUGCACACCCCAUCUUCAUUCUCCCCUCGAGACGAAAGAAACACUGGAAGCUCUGAAAGCGAUUGGUAAUAUGGGACUUGAGACCAAGAGCUUGCGACAAGAGUUGAAGAAGUGCAUAGAUGACACCGGUGGAUUUUUGCCGAUGGAAGUUCGCGUCGCCGCCGUCGAUGCUCACCGAAGACUGCCAUCGUGCGAGGAGACCCGGGACGAAUUCUUCCUCGAUUAUUACCGCAACAUAACGCUGGACACGGAAAUUCGCAUCGCUUCUUACUUGCAGGUGAUGCGUUGUCCCGAUUACAACGUCAUCAAAACCAUCAAGCACGCUCUCAAGAUGGAGGAAGUCAACCAAGUCGGUACUUUUGUGUGGAGCCAUUUGUCGAAUAUCUACAGUUCAUCCUCGCCUACUAAAAUCGAGAUCCAGAGUCUGCUGACGGACAGAGAUUUCAGUAACAAGUUCAACAAUGACGUUAGGAAGUUCUCGCGCAACUACGACGACUCGUUCUUUUCCGAGGAGUAUAAUAUCGGCGCGAAUUAUCAGACGAACUUGAUUUUCUCGUCGAAAUCGUACGUGCCACGAUCGCUCAUGUUCAACGUGACCGCCGACGUGUUCGGUCAGUCGGUGAAUCUGUUUGAAGUCACAGCGCGAAUGGAAGGUUUCGAAUUUUACGCGGAGAAUCUCUUCGGCCCCAAUGGCAUUUACAGCAACGAGAAGAUCCACGGCCACAUCCGAGACUUCCUCAGACAUUUCCGAUCGGCGCCAGAGAGCGAGAAUUACUGGAACGGCGUGAAACGGCUGCCAAACGUCAUCGAUAACAAUUUCGCACAUCCGAAAGUCAGUUUCGGCUAUAAGAUCUUCGGGAACGAGUUGAAGUUCACGAUACUCGACGGCGACGAGCAAGUGAGGACCGCGCUCGCGCAAUUCAACCCGUGGCAGAAGAUACGGGAGUUCUUGGCCAUGCGAGAGAUCCUCUACGAAAGGACCACAAUGUUCCUGGACUCAUCGUACGUCGUGCCGAUGGGAUCCGGUAUGCCGAUUCGUUUGGACAUCGCCGGCUCCGCUGCCUGCAAUCUCAAGGUCUCGAAAACGAUGAGGGAAGGCAAGGAGUUCGAGCUCACCGGCAACAUCGCUUCCAGCUUAAGCGUCGACACGGUGGGCACGAUGACGGUGGACGCUUUCUACAAGUCCGCCGGGCUCAGGCUGCGGACGAAUCUCUAUUCCUCCGGCUCCGUACAGAUUCACCUGAAUCUAAACGGCACUCGUCUGGUGCGCGUGAGUUUGGGUUUGCCGAGCCGCAAGAUCGAGUUGCUCUCGUUACUCUCUGACGUUGCUCUAAUCAAAGGUAACGGCGCCGAGGUUCAAGAGAAGCCGUUGGGCGUGUUGGUGGCUGGGCAAAAUCCAAAGAAGUCACGUUAUUCUGCGGCCAUACUCAAGAGCAUCAUCAGCAACACCACCUGCAGCUGGACCGCCUUGGACAGACUGAUAGGCUUGAAAAUGUGCACCGACUAUCAGGUCUCGAAUGUGACGAAGGAACCUAACGCACCUUAUUUCAUCUUGAACGGACUCACGCUCUUCAAGGUCUCGUUGAACAAAGCCGAUCCGACGGCGAAGAACUAUGUUUUCGAGUACAGUUGGAAUCAAACUCAGGAGCACAGUACGCUUAAGCUGAUGUUCAACACACCUGGCUCGCAAGUGGACAGAGAAUUGAGCGCUAUCGUCACCUUCGACAUGAUAAACAACAACGUUACGGUUCUAGUACAUUCAGCUGGCAAUUCUUUGAUUGCUAAAGGCACAUAUAAGAAUUCCGAAAAUGAAACAUUCCUGGAUGUCGGUUUCGAUAUUAACGGCACGAAACACUUGGACGCCAGCCUAGGAUACACGAGGACCAAACUGAAUAGCGGUUACGCUUACGAUCCCAGGGUAUAUUUAACCAUAAAUAGCGAACGUGUUGCUGCCAUCUCAGGUUCCGUCAAGGAUCUACAGAAGAACAACGCCUCUCAGAUCGAAGUAAACCUAUCUUUCCAAACUAAGCGAGUAUGGAGCAAUCUGUCCGGCUACAUCCUCACGCGGAACAUCAGCGUAACUUGGGAUUUGAAGCUGGAGUAUCAGCUGCAGCGAAUGCCGAAGAGAGAAUAUUUGAUCGUGCAAGGCGCACUCUUCAAUCGUUCUUCGAAGACGCUCACGCACAAAGCGGCCGAGAUGACCAUCAAUGCUACCGCUUAUCCGCAGCUCAACACCAUGAUAAACGCCUCGUACCAACAAGCGCUUGGCCAUUUAGAACUACAAGCGGAGGUGAACCUCAAACCGAAUCCCAAAAACGAUCAGGACAAGCUUAAGGCCAAGUUUAUCGUCUCCUACUUGAAGAUGUACUUCCAGGAUGAGGGCACAAAGAUGAACGCGAUGAUAGCUGUGACGAAACCUACCAAGAACUUGGACAUCAAAGUAGGAAUUAAUCACUACAGCCUCGGCGCCGAAUCGAAGACCACUUUGCUCAUAGGAUACGCACCAGCUAAAGAAAUCAAUCUACUCGUUCACGUCAUCAUGCCACGCGGUAUAUUAUUCUCCAUAGAGGGCCACACGAACCUGACGAUCCCUAACUACAGCUCGAUGCUGCUGAAUGUGCGCAUCAACGAACGUUUCCGGCACGAGUACGAACUGGACUUCUCGGGCACUUGGUUCAGCGGUCACAAUUUCACCGCGCGCGGCGCUUAUUCCGAUCGAUCAAUCGCCGCGAUGAUGAACCAUCACCUCAAGAUGAUCCUCAAGUCACCGAGCUUCGCCAAUCUGAUCCUGGUCAACUGUUAUCUUUAUCAGGAUCACAGCGAUCUUAAGAUCAGCCUGUAUGCCGAGCAGCCGGAUUUCGACAAGUACGCUUUCAUGCUGAACCACACGGUGCUGUCAGCAACCAACCUGAUGUCCUACGUCGAGGCUAGAUAUCGGGGCAACGUGUAUUCGGUGAUGACGAACGUCGACACCACGCGAGAGAUUCGACUGGAGUUGCAUCUGGAUAAAUGGCGGGAUGUGCAUGUGACCUUGACCGGCAUCAACGAGGAGAAUCGGCAGGAGUUUGCGGCGGAGAUGAAAUGGGAUGCUAACAGGGAUCCCGCGUUAAAAGUUGCUACGAUGUUGCAAUUGACCAGGAUCUACUUGAUGGACAACACCUCGCCGGGGAUCCGACGCAGCGCUAUAGUAAUGUUGACCUACCCCGGCCGACUUGUGACUGGAUCCGGUAAUUUGAUGAUGCGUGGCCCGCACAACUACCUGCUGGACAUUAGUCUUGACUGGAACCCAGAGGAUCGGAUCAAAGCACUGAUCGGCAUGGGUUACGAUGUACAACCGGAGAUGACGUCUAUGAAGUUGGAAUCCCAGCUAUUAACUCCCUUCGAACAGUGGAAGAAAACAGCGUUGAACGUGAAAUAUAUACAACUGCCAACCAAGGUCCUAGCCAGCAGUAGCAUUUACUGGAGGGACUCGCAACAUGUGAUAGCGGACUUCCACGGCAGCAUGAGCGAGCACGACGACCUGAAGGAAUGGGCGGCAAAUUGCGGUUUGACCAGCACCGUCCACUCCUUUGCAUGGGUGACCGUGAACGUCACGCACAAGAUGCUACGCUCGGAAACGGCAGACAGCCACAUGCUGAUCAAGUACAAUCCCGACAAGACGAUCGACGUGCGCAGCAUUUGGCACCUGGACAAACAAUCAGACGACGUGUUCAACUUGACCGGCAACCUGCAUCUCUACACGCCCUUCGCGAACUACCACAAAGGCGAGCUCAAGUGUCAAUUGCGCAUCAUGUCUAGCUGGACGUUCUUUGGCGCAGCGAACCUUGAUCUGGACAAGCGCAAGUACACCGGUUGCCUACAGGGUGAUCUAAUGCGCUGGAAAGAGUCCAAGGUGGAAUUCAACGUCACCACACCGUUGGAGAAGUUCGCUUUCGUACGAGGCAAAUUCGGCCUGUCAGAAAGCAACCGCCACAUAGUGGCGAUGAUCGACAGCCCGAACGGUCCGCUCGGCGUCGAGGCUGUGUUCCAGUUCUCCACGUCUGCUUACGAUUUCAACGUGAAAUUCAUGUUGGCUACGCCGAUCGACGUACUGCAGAAAGUUCUCGCGGUGGCUAAGCUGAAUUCUCGCGAGGCGGACUUCCGAGUCGCCUACAACAACAUCACGGCGGGCUUUCUUGGUACUUGGCACUACAACAACAUCACCGACUUCGAUUACAGAUACGUAGUGCUCACGCCGCUUGAGGGUCUGCAGGAGUGCGGCGUGAUCACCAAGCUGAUCGUGAUGCAUACGGAGCCUAACAACAUGCUGGACGUGAAUACGGAGUUCUCGUUGAGAUUGGCGGACAUUAAGCUCGGUGUCAGGGCCAAGGGUGGGCCGAAACCUCCACCCGUUAAAAUUCCUCUAAAAAAGGGUAUUACAAUACCUACGAUACACAAGCCGAGAUCUAAUGAGUCCGAGGAGGAAGAAGAGGAAGAGGAAGACGACGAAGAUAAUUUCUUCUGGCGAGGAGAAUUAGAGAUAUGGCUCGCGAUAAUAGAGGAUAUAUCAGGCGAGCUGGAUAUCGAUUACGAGCACAACACGUACAAAAUUCUCAGCACGAUAAAUUUGCCACUCGGCAAAAUUGUCUUGGAUGACAAUUUUUUGCUCGAGGAUGUCUUUCAUAUGAAAAAUGAUCUACAUGUGGAUUUGUCGUUCAGCAGUAUUAGAGAGAUAACAUCGUUAUAUACCUUUUUGAUCGAUAUGGAGAACCGUAUUUACCUCAUGGAAAUGAACAUAAAUGUCACGAAAAAUAAUACACGGAUCGAGACUGGAUUUCAUGGAAAUUACACGUUUGAAGUACGUGACACGGAUGAUGCGGACAAUACGAUGAUGCAUUUUAUAAAGUUUAACUUGAAGACGCCCUUACACUUUGCUAAAGACAUCCGUACUAACACAAUCAUAGAGACCAAAGGCAAUCGAUCUCAAGGUACAGUCGCGAUUCGUGGAGAACAGCUGACUAUCGACUUAUUCGGAAAUGUUAAGAGAGGGGAAGCUCUAUUGGAUAUAGUAAUCUCGGGUGCAAUCGAUUCACCCAUGAUAAAAAUACCGAAAACCACGAUCGUAGCGAAGAAGAACUUCGCUGGAGACAGAAAAGAGCUGAAGUUUAACGCGAGUAUGGAAGAACCUGUAUCGAAAUACACAUCGUUCGAGUGCGCCUGGCAAACAAAUGAGAAUGUCUCGAGAGCAUCUGCAAAACUAGAGAGUUGGAUAAAAGCUCUAAGAUCUCUCGAGACCGACGUGCUCUACAGCAACGCGAUUCGCAUCGAUAACACCGCCAAAUUGAACGUCCACGUAAAGCACCUUGGCGAGCAAGAAUAUCAACUGAACGGGAACUUAAACAACGGCAAGAUCGACGCCGAAUUGCAUACACCGCUGUCGCAAGAGCCGCACUUCCAGUUCCACGGAGACUUGAUCCAGAUCAAUGAGUCGCUGUACAUCGUCAAAGGAGAACUCAAGAACCAGCUGCUCGCGAAAUCCUACGACGUCAGCAGCGUCAUCGUCACACAGGAUGACGGCCCAAGUUCGAUAGACGUAACAGCGGAGCCGAAGAGCGCCAACACCGAUAAAAUCACUCUAAAAUUACAGAGAAAGAAAUACGGUCUGCAACUCAACAUGGACGGUGGAUCCUUCAACAGCACCAUCGAUGCGAACAUAAUCAACUCUCUAAAUUGGGACAUGAGAGCGCAAACGGAUAUUCGGCAACCUCAUCGGAUCGACACGUACCACUUGAACACUUUCAUGAACGUGCAGGUAAAUGGCAACACCAGUCUUUAUGUUCAUGCCGAAACACCCUGGGAUGACUGCGAGGUUUUGACGGUGAAAGGGAACGUGAUGCUGACCAACACCAGCGGCGACGUUCGACUGAGUCACCAAUUGAACGAUGAUCAAUAUCACGCGGCUGUUCAGUGGACACUAAUUUUUAUGACAGACAUAUUCGCGAAACUAACGACGCGAUACGAGGGCGCGGGGUCGAGCAGGAAGGACUUCUCCACUCAUGUAUUCUUCAAGAAUCCCCGAUCGUACCGAAUUAUCGAUAUGGGAUUCAAUCUGGAUAUUGACCGGAAGGCUUGGGAAUUCGAGACGAACGCGACCAUAGGUUCUCGCAAUCAGCGGAACGCCGACGCAGUGUUCAUCAUAAAACUGCCGCCCCCGUACAACGAUGAUCAUCGGUUUCUGUUUAGUUAUCACAAGACCGAUGAUAUGCAGGACAUCUCUUACGUUAUAGGUUACAGCACAGUUCGAUCGAAGGCGAAUUAUGCCUCGGACGGUUCGUUUCGGACGCUAGCUCGAGACCUCAACGGCCAUUUCCGAGUGACUUGGGGUUUAUUGCCGAGUCAGUCAGUGAAUAAUCUCUUCAACAUCACCUUCAAUAAGAAAGAGAUGAACCUCAAGUACUCUCUGUAUACGCCGCAGUUCCUGCAGGAGGAAACUGUCGUGCUGCUUUUCAAUUAUGACUACACGUACAACGAGCGAAAUCUGAUCAAUGCCGACCUAUUUUAUCCGCCUGGACGGCAAAUCGGCGCCGCAAAGAUAGCCUACGAAAGUUUGAUCAACGUUAAUGGAACUCUUAACGCUUCGAUACCUGGGCAACCCUCGUAUGUCGGUUGCAACUUUGUUGUGUUCACUACUUUGAAGCAGAAUAAACGAUUCAUCGAGUUCUUUUGGAUGAACAACACGGCCUUGCUGAACUCCGAUUACACCUAUCACAGCGAGCGACUGAACUCGGACUUGGAAGGCGUCCUACACAUAGAAGUUCCCUUGAGCGCUCGUCAUAUAGGUCACUUGACUUACGGCUACAAGAAACGUCCUCAAGUUACAAUAGGCCAUUCGAUAUUUACGUACAAUGAUCAGGAGGUGCUGCACGCUCAAUACAAUUCGAAGAGCGAGUCCAGAGCUGGCUUCGAGAAGGAUCGCAUCCAGGUCACCGUGGAGAACAUUUACAAACCCAUAGGUUUCGUCUAUGUGAACCAAUAUGAGUACAGCGGUGGGAAUGAAGGCACAAAUUAUCCCACAAUAGAGUUCAAGCAGAUAAAUAUUUAUAGACUUGACAAUAACUCGGCUUUCAACAUCGCCGGCGAGUCCAGGGUCAGAACCACUCACACCGGCCAGAAUAUUCACCUGAAGGCGAUGCAUUUGAACCGGACCAUUCAAUUUAAAACAGACUACCAGGUAUUGCCAGGCGAGUUCGAUCAAUACACCUGGUUAAGUCUGGCGGAAGAUGCCUGGGCGUCGUAUCACGUCAAUAUCAUGAACCUGACCACCGAGAUCAUGGACAAUCAGUUCAUGAUUCUCAACAUCUCCUACCCGCGACAUAACUUUACCUUGGAAGGCUCCUACAAGAUCACCAGCGACGAGUUGAACUCCGAGGCAAACUUGCACUGGGAACGAGAUGACGAAAAAUCCUCGAAGAACAUCGGUGCGGCCUUCAGUUGGACCAACAUCAGCGCUACAUCAAUGGAGAGUCAGCAGCGGGCUGUGCUGAGUUUCCGACAUCCCACGUUCCAGAAGGACGUGACGAUGAGGAGCGAUUUGAUGAAAAGAGACCAACGAGAUCUGUUGAACAUCCUCUUCGUCGCAGACUAUUCCGCCGAUCCCGAGAAGCUGUUGACGUUGUCCGCGCUGCUGAGAGACGAGAGCGACGAGUUCAAUAGAAAGUAUCUCUACCGGUUAAACGGCAAACACGUCAGCACCAAAAUGGAGCUCGACGUUGAAGGAUUCGUUCACCGACAUGGAUUCGUGCUGCUCGAAACAGUGAAUCACGCACGAUACAAACGUGGUUAUAUGCCAGGCGAGACUGGCGAGCUGAUCGGCCGAAUCGAUCGAAAUUCGAGGGAGAUCCUCUUCCGACGAGUGAACAACGAGGCGGUCAAGUACUUCAGCGUCGGCUAUUAUCCGUCGGAUUCUCAAUAUAUCAUCAACGGCAGCGUCAUCGACACACCGAAACUCAACGUUACUGGCGCUUUCUUCCUAGAUCCGAGUGAGAAGCUCACCUGGUUGAUGGUGAAUUACACGCCUGAUGCGAUGGAAAGCUUAAGAAUGUACGGUAGCAUCCCGGACGCUCGAAAUGCGAUAUUCAACAUCUGGAGAACGUACGAGGACGACCUGUCAAUAUCAGACAUCUCCUUCUACUUGAAGCUGAACCACUCGAGGCUCGUUACGUCCACCUUGCGAUGGCGGCCCGAACUCAAGAGCGAUAUCAUUAACGCUACAAAGACAGCUUUCAAUGAAAUGUUCGAUGACCUAAACAACGACGUCGACUAUUGGAAGCAGUAUAUAAAGAGCGAAGUGAUGAGUGUUAUCACGGAUGUUUGGGAUGAUGCUCAGCAGGAUAUUUCCAAGUUCCUCGAUGACUGGAACGAUCUGAAAACCCUCGAGAAAGAUUUUGAAGACCUCAGAGUAUACCUGAACGACUCGUAUAACGCCAACGACUUUUACAUCAAAGACAUCGUCGAUUUCGGUAUAUAUCUCAUCGACGAAUUGUCUCUGCGGAGUCACAUCGAAUCAUUGCCCAAUAUACUAAACGAGAUCUGGGAGAUAAUGGGCGAGUCCGGCGAAGCGCUGCGAAAUUCUCUCAUCUGGCUGAUCGAGAACAUCAAGAACGCUUACAACAAAGUUUCCGAGUUCAUUGCUGCCGUGCUGAGAGGCGACUCUUUGUCGCAGGUGGCGAGCAUAAUCGAGAAGUUGAUCGAAAAAUAUGACAUGUUCAUCAAGGACUUGCAUGUGUCUUUCAUCAAGUACAUCGAGAAUCUCUGGGACAAUAUCGCGUCGUCUCUCUCGCAGCAAUGGUAUCGUUUCCUGAAAUUAAUGGAGCCGUUGUUCAUUCGGUUCAUUCAUUAUCUCGAAACGGCAGCGUGGAAAGCGAGCAAAGAGGUGUUGGACUUUUUGUAUGACCGUAAGAAGGAGAUCGUCACAUCGCCUUAUUUCGACCGCUUCACCAAUUUCACGCAGGACAUCGACAAGUUCUAUCGCGACAUCAAGGCGAACGAUAUAGUGACCAACAUUAAUAAGUAUUCGCGUGUGGUGAUACAGUUCCUGAAGGAUCGUUACUUCGCCUACGUGCCGUUCGGCAAGGAGCUGAAAGACGUAAACGACGAUAUCUUGUUAGAACUGAAAGAGUUGCAAAAGCUACCGUCUGUCAAAUACGCCUUAGAGAAGCUCGAUCAAGUGUACAGCAAGGUCAACUACGUCUACGAAUACUUCGAAGUUAGGACCAAGCUGGAGAAUUUGCUGCGGCUUAUACACUCUAAAAUAGUGGACAUCAGUCAGUCGGCGUUGCAGGCUGAAAAUCGCUACAGACAGGCCAAGACCAUGUUCAUCUUCGAUCCUAAUCAGGGCUUGAUGUGCUUGGAACAGAAGCUACCGAUGUCCUGGCACGCCUUCAAUCAGACACCCGAAUUCCACGAAACACCGGAAUUACGAGCAAUCGCGGAUAUCAAGACGUACUUUGUCACGUCGAACACUACUUUCUGGGGCCUUUAUUAUCGGUAUAAACCCUACUCGGACUUGUCGAAUUGGUUACCGCCGUUUAAAGCGCAAGCUAUGAUCAUCGGUUCCCAGCAUUACGUUACCUUCGACGGCCGCUAUUUCGACUUCGUCGGAAGCUGCACUUAUUUGUUAGCGAGAGAUUUCGUGAGCGACACUUUCGCUGUUUUAGUGAAAUACAAUCAAGGCGAGGAAAUCACUCAUCAAAUCAUAGUACUAAUCGGAAACAGUGCUAUCGAGUUGGACCUCUUCAAUGACACAAUGAAGUUAAUCUCUCAAGAAGCGGGAACUACGACCAAUUUGCAACUGCCUGUCGAAUUGGACCACGGCAGGACGUACGUCUACCAAGAGGAGAACAUAGUAACGGUGGAAGGUAAAAACAAUCAGUUCCGUCUCGAGUGUAAUUUCAAGUUCAACAUAUGCACGUUGGAGCUGUCAGGCUGGUAUUACGGCAAGACCGCCGGUCUGCUCGGUACAAUGAGCAACGAGCAAUACGACGAUCACCUGGCAUCAAACGGUUUGAUCGUCAAGGACAUUGACAGCUUUGCUCAUAGCUGGUCUAUUGACGGCUGCACGAGCGAUCUGACGAGUCGCGUUAGCAGGAAUAUGCAUCAGGACAGCGUGGUGUUCCGCUUCUGCGAGGAUCUGUUUGUAAACAAAAGCUCGGAAUUCGGCAUCUGUUUCGACGUGAUUAAUCCGAACGAGUACGCCAGCAUGUGCCUAAACAGUUUCACCGAGUCUGAGGUGUGCACCGUGGCGAUGUCAUAUAUGCAGACGUGUCUGUUCUACAACACUUACCUGCGUAUACCAGAUCGCUGCACCACAUGCAGCAUGAUAGACGGCAGUCAAGUGGCCGAAGGCCGAUUCAAGCGGCUGGAAGGUACGUCGGUGCCACAGUCGACUGACGUGGUAUUCAUCGUCGAGGCGAAGAACUGCAAUCAUAACAUCAAGCUCAACAGCAGCAUGGAGCUGUUGAUCACGCAGCUGAACAAGGAGCUGAAUGACCAAGGUCUCACGGGCAAUCGUUGGUCUCUGGUAGUCUUCGGCGGCGACGGUGUGUACGACCAACCUAGAAGCAUCGUUCUCGACGGACAGAUCUUCACGAAGAAUGUGGGGCGCUUCGUGGAUUAUUUCAACUAUGUGCCCAUCGGCGGCGGCAGCCAGGACGUCUUCACUGCGAUCGGUUUUGCUUCGCAGCUUGUGUUCAGAGCCGGCGUGUCCAAGACUUUUAUAUUGCUACCUUGCUCGCAUUGCGAGUCAGAGAAUCAGACGCUGGAGUACUCUGUAUUGCACCAAGUACUAUUGGAACACGACAUCACCCUGCACAUACUGAUGGACGGUGAUUUCCAAUUCGACAAGCCGAAGAUCAAUAAAAUUUUCUACGGCUUGGAUGCGACCAAGUCGUACACGAAGAAGGAUGCGAGAGUGCUGACGGGCGACGUGGACCUGAGAAGACAAGUGAAGCUCUCGAAGGAUGCAUUGGGUUACUGUACUCCGCUGUCCUUAGAGACGAACGGCACGAUAUUCAGCGGCGACAAACUGCGUUACCAGCCUACCUCGAAUAAAAUGUUUGCAAGCGUCUUCGCCAAGAGGGUCGCCCUAACAGCUACGCCUAAUCAAUGUCAAUAUUGCGAGUGCACCGCCGACAACAAUGGUGUUACGCAAAUGGAAUGUAUGCCCUGCAUAUAUCCGACGCCGGUGCAUGUCAAUUACGUGAGCGAAACAUUUGAUAUUAACGAGACGCUUUCGAUGAUACCACCAUUGGACGAUGCAGAUUACGGUCAAAUCGAUAUAGAGGACGACUGAAGUACAAUUCCAUAAAAUCGUAACUAGAUGAUGGUAGCUAAAUAUCGCUGAUAUGUUAUUCGUAUUUAUUUAUAUCGUACCUUCUUAAAACCUAGUGCAUAUACCUACCUCCCUUCCUGAUCGAGGAUUUACUUUGUAAGCAUGUAGCAUGGCACUGAGCUAGAAGCUGAUUGAAGGCAAAAAUUUAUAAAUUUGCACGACUUUAUUUCCAAGUAAUAGUAGAAAAAUCUGAUACCGAGAGUAGAGUUCUAUAGAAUUCACAGUCUACUGCUAUAUUUCUCCACACAUCUUGAAUGACUACAAUUAUUAUAAAAAAUAUAUCGAUAAUAUACAAAAAUAAAAAUAUAUCAAAACAAACUGUAAUCACAUCAAUAACAUAGUAUUGCGAUGUUCUUAGAGCAUUAAAGUCGUUAGAAUAUAAAUAUGAUACAAUAAUAAUUAUUGGUUCUUCUCUAACUAGAUACAUAAUAAUAACUGAGAAGUGGAUAGCAAUAUGUGUGGAUUGGCGGAAGUGGUACAAUCGUCACAUAAAAA